UGAGGUUGUACGGCAACUCGAUGCCGCUGACGUACUUCCGUCGUACGGUUGGCAAACGGCCCUGGCGGCGGCGAUGAGCGAACGGCUCCAGGACCCGGUUGCUGCUGAUGCCGUACCAUCGCAGGAGCUUAGUAAUACGCUGUUUUUGCUGGCGAUCCUAAACUAUCGGCCCAGCUACAGUUGGACAAGUACGGCGGCCGCGGCGUUACAGCCGAGGCUGCUAACGCUCACGGCAACUCAGCUUACUAAUGCCUUUUGGGCGCUUGCCAAAUUUGGCUACAGAGUGGAAGGUGCUGCUUCUCCUUCUACUUGGAGUGUUUCUGCCGUCCAAGCGGUCCAGCUACAACUGCCAUCGCUACAGCCACACCAGCUAAGCUACUGCCUGGGGUCGCUACAACGAUUAGGUUGUUACGUAAGCUCUGCCGUACUGGACGAAAUGCUAGCAGCGGCGGCAGAGCAAAUGUCGUACUACCCGCCUUCAGACCUUGUGCUGUUGCUGAUAACCGUUUGUCGGUUACGGCACGUGCCCAGCUACAGCUUUACGGAAGCGGUUACGGAGCGGUUAAGACCGCACCUGCUCGCGGCAUCUGCCGCGGAAGCGGACAAGGAUGCGGUUGGGGACAGUGCUGUGCGAAGGGAAGCGGUUGGGGACGUGACGGAAUCCGUUGCACCAACGCCGCCGUCGGAGCUCAUCAUUAGCCCGCUGACGUGUCAGGAGCUGGCUUCCGUGGCUUACGCACUUGCCAAGCUGCACAGCAGACCCGAGUCCGAGUGGAUGCGGGUGUUCAUGUCCACAUGCGAGGCGCGUCUGGCGCAUUUCUCAGCUGACCUGCUUGCAACGCUGCUGUGGGCGGUGGGGGAGCUGGGACAGGUCCCCAGCCCCGCCUGGCUCUCCGCCUUCCUGUCGGCCUCGCGUUCGCGACUGUCCGACUUCGCGCCGCCCGAUCUGGUUUCGGUGCUCUCUAGUCUGGCGGCGUUACGCUGCGCGCCGCCGGCUGAGUGGCUGGCAGAGGCGCUGACACUGCUGGGGGCGCGAGUGGGGGGGCUAGAUGGGGAGGGCGUAACGGCGCUGCUCAAGGCCCUGGUGGACCUUGAUGCGCGAGUGAGCAACUCGCAGUGGUAUGACGCCCUCUGCGACCAGGUGUACGGCUACCUCCCGCUGCUGCCCCCCCGCUGCCUGGCGGAGCUCCUCACCUCCCUGGCAGCGCUGGGACACACCCCGCAGCCGCCCUGGCUGGCCCGCUGCGCGCAGCAGGUGGCGGCGCGGAGCCUGAUGCUACCCCGACGAGAGCAACAGCAGCAGCAGCAGGAGCGGGAGCGGGAGCAGCAGGAGCGGGG
This is a messenger RNA of Astrephomene gubernaculifera, 1338 nucleotides long. The record is from the annotation of a GenBank genome assembly. Lineage: Eukaryota; Viridiplantae; Chlorophyta; Chlorophyceae; Chlamydomonadales; Astrephomenaceae.